AUGGAUGAAGAGGGAUCACAGUCUUUCGUUGCAAAGGAGGUGGUUGCAUGUGGCAAGACUCCUUGGUGCAUGCAGUUCCCCUCGCCGGUGUACUUUGCGCGGUGGAUAGACGACCGCUACGCUGUUAUUGGGGCUGGCGGAGGCGGCAGACGCUUCGGCAUGGCCAACUUGCUCGCGAUCAUUACUGUUGACUCCACACCGCGGCAGCGUGCCUGCUCCCCUGGUGGCACGCGGAAGCAACAAGACGAAAAAAAGCAGCAGAAUACUCUGGAAGGGCUUUCAAUGCAUCCCUGGAGCUUUGUGUCGGCUGUUGACAUGGAGGGGAAUAUCCCAUGGUGUGCGUCGUCAUUUUUGCCGUGUACAGAUGGUGCGCAGCUUGCUCAGGGCGUCAUGGGGUACCUCGCAGUCAGCCACAUCACCUGCUUCACGCUUGUUGAGGUGCGACGGUGCCAAGAGACGGGCAAGCUUGUCAUGCGGCGGCGUGCGUGCGUGGCUGUACCCGCCGACGCGAAGAACCCCGACAAGAAGCCCAUUGCUCUUGUGCAGGGCGCUGUCGCCGUCGCCCACGACGAGGGCGGUGUGCACGUCUACGGACUUGCCUCGCUCCUGCGGGGUGCGGAAUCGGACAAGGUGGGCCCUGAAGAGGAGGAGGUGGGGGAGGAGGAGCAGCAGCGGCGGCGACAGCAGCGCUCAACAGUCGUUCCGCCGCCAGCCGCGGUAGUGGAAGAGGCGGUUCCCAUCGCCGUGUGGCAUCUGCCGGCGCGCGUCAACGACCUGCACGCCAACCGCUUCUUUGUGCCUAAGAAGAGUGGUGGUGGUGAUGCAUCGAAGCGAUAUCAGCACUCGGACUACCUCCUCAUAGCAGUCUUGGUUCAGGACAAAACUCUUCGGCUUUCCACGAUGAAGCUCCGCCGGUGUCACAAGAAGGACGAAAGUGGUAUUAUGGACGAAAAACGCUGCACCGCCAGGCUCGCGGAUGCAUGCGUCUUCACCGGAAAAGACUGCCGCAUUCCUUUCUCGCUGAUGAGGUCCUCUAUGCGACUGGUACAGGUGUUUGGGGUGGAGGACGUCGCCCCGUCUGCAGCAGAUGCGGUGUGGAAGAAGGCGCGGCGUCUUCACUGUGAAGAAGGCACUCGCGGCUCCAUGCCAGUUGCGAACCUCGUUGUGGUUGUAUACGACGUGAUGGGUAAUCAAUCGUAUAUGCUGACGGCCCGAGUGCUGAGCAAAGCUGUCGCUCACGAUGAAAGGUCUCUGUCGGAUGGCACACGGCUCGCGGGUGAGAUUAGUGGCACUCUUGCUACUGGUUCUGUUUCUACCGCCAUCGCUGCCGCUGAGGUAGAAGCAGCAAGAUCAGUGGGAGAAAAUGCGGGUAAGGAACCAUCCAAACAUUUGGCGCUGCAGGUGCGCUUCGCCCCGCACCCUGCUCCAUUGGUGAAGGAAGGUGUCACGUCAAUUAGCCCAUGCUAUUAUCGCAGGAGUGGCCCCGAAGGCGCCCUCACCGCUGGAGAAGGAGUGGGCACCGCCAUUCCGUCCUACUGGUUGGCCGGCACUGUUGAAGGCACACUCGUGUCCCUGGUAUAUAACGGUGACGGCGAUGUUCAGAUUAUGUCGAUCCGUCCCUCGAAGAACAAGCGUGAAGCCAAACAUUUUCCCGCCAUACACCGUGAACCCAUUUCGUGCGUGGCCGUUUCGGUCCUAAACGACGUUCUGACUACAGACAUUGCGCAGAACGUGGUGGUGUCGGUGCUGCCGUUUUGGGAACACAUAUCAAUGGAAUCGAAUGCGUCGAGGAAUGGCGUUGGUGUAGCCAGUAUUGUUCCAAAACAUCAGGUCAAGAAGAGCUGCUUUGUGAAGGAUGACAGAAUUGGCGACCGUGCAAUUAAUACCGCUUUAAGACGGGAAACUGUAUCACUACUUGCAGAGGCCGCAGUGGACGGAAUGAGCAUGCGAACAAAAUACACGGCCCUUAUGUUAUUUCCACAUAAACAGGAGUUAAAACUUUUGUUUCCUUUCAGUGACGGCAUUCCAUCAAUGGCUCAGCUGAUUGUUGUUCUUUUGGCGAUACCGUUGAUAGCUGUGCUGAUGGCGUACUGGCUGGUGUAG
Trypanosoma grayi is the source of this 2103-nucleotide messenger RNA. RefSeq lists its product as hypothetical. The record is from RefSeq and is a predicted model, not a curated record. The coding region runs from base 1 to 2103 and encodes 700 amino acids. The transcript has a single exon. NCBI's taxonomy places the organism in Eukaryota, Euglenozoa, Kinetoplastea, Trypanosomatida, Trypanosomatidae.